Acaulospora morrowiae is the source of this 1047-nucleotide messenger RNA. NCBI's taxonomy places the organism in Eukaryota, Fungi, Glomeromycota, Glomeromycetes, Diversisporales, Acaulosporaceae. The record is from the annotation of a GenBank genome assembly.
AUGAAAAUAGAAGAAUGGUCUAACUGGGAGACACUCGGUAUAGACUUUCCAAUUCACUUUACUUUAUAUGUUGCCGAAGUGGAGGAUAGUGUUAAUAACUUCGGGAAUCUUUCAGCACGUCUGGAAAAAUCGAUUAUGUCGAAAUAUGAUUCUAUCAACUCAAUAAAUGGUGAAAAUAAUUCUUUAAAAUCGAUUCGAUUUCCGAUUAAAUGCGAAAUGGUAAAGUGGGAUGGAUGGAGAGAUGUCCUCAAAGAAAGAUUUGAUCCUGAAAUUUUAAAUUUUGAAAGUAGGAAUGGACAAUAUGCUUUUUAUAUAUUACCUGGGAGCAGUGUGAAUACGAGAGUUUUGGUGGGAAAUCAAAGACAAGCGAUUAUAGAGUUUAAGAAUUGGAAUAUUGAUUUCGUCGAGAAGACUAUUUCGAAUAUUAUUUUAAGCUUAUUUUUACCUGAGCAAGCUGCUAUCAAAAAGUUCAUCUUAGAACCCUCGGCUGAUGCAAAGGUAGAAAUUGACAGCAUGAGAACAAUGAAAUAUUCACCGAUGUAUCAAGUAACAUUUAGCCUCAUGAACGGUGAUCCAUCAAGUUUGCUUGUAGACUGGGAUAUUGAACGGGCUGUUGAUAAAUACCUGAAACCAUUUGUUGACGAGAUUUCAAUAAUUUCGAAUAUGACUGUUGAAUCUCAAGUUCAGCAUUAUGCCAGGUUUACAUUUGAGCCUCGGAAAAACAUCAAUAAUGAGAAUGAAUCUUUCUAUCUAACCCCGGAGUUAUUACCCCACUUUAUCAAUGCAGCUGAGUGGAACCUUGCUUCAGCAGUGACCUCUUAUCCGACACUUAAUUUCAUUUUGUAUGUUCCAUCAUUAGAACAGAGUCCUUUGUAUAUACAAGAUUCAAAAGGAAACGUUGUAAAUAAUAACGCUUUCCUAAUACCAAGAUGGGGGGGCGUUGUCGUGGAAAACCCGAACAGAUCUACGGGAUCUCACACUUUUACGUUUGGCGAAUUGAAAUCUGCGAUGUCCAUUUUUAUUAUGCAAUUAAGGGGAUUACUUGGU